AUGAGGGCGAUUUCUCUAUGGGUCGAUCGGGUUUUCGAUAAAGAUAAAAUAGAGCAAUGUAUUUAUGAUAUGUGUUUUCGACCUGAUGGGACUCAACUGAUUGUUGCAGCGGGAAAUCGUGUUUUGGUUUAUGACACUAAUGAUGGAACUUUACUACAACCGUUGAAAGGCCACAAAGACACAGUCUACUGUGUUGCUUAUGCCGGUGACGGUAAGAGAUUUGCAUCAGGCGGAGCUGAUAAAUGUGUUAUUAUAUGGACAUGUAAACUAGAAGGCAUUCUUAAAUAUACUCACAAUGAUGCUAUUCAGUGUUUGUCCUAUAAUCCAGUGACGAAUCAAUUAACAAGUUGCGCUAUUACCGAUUUCGGUUUAUGGUCACCCGAGCAAAAAUCCGUGUCGAAACACCGCUGUAACUCAAGAAUCACAUGUUGCGGUUGGACCAAUGAUGGCCAAUAUCUUGCAUUAGGAUUACAUAAUGGUAACAUUAGUAUAAGAAAUAAGCUUGGUGAAGAAAAGGUUAAAAUUGAUCGACCAAACUCGCCGCCAGUCUGGUGCUUAAGCUGGAACCCAAAUAAAGAUGAGCCAGAUACUCUUUGUGUUUGCGACUGGGGUCAAAAUCUAUCAUUUUAUCAACUGAGUGGAAGACAGAUUGGGAAAAAUCGAUCAUUAGGUUUUGAUGCUUGCUGUAUAACAUAUUUCUCAAAAGGAGAGUAUACUUUGAUUGGCGGUUCAAAUAAUCAGGUUAAUUUAUGCUCAACGCAAGGAAUAAAAUUAACAUCAUUUGCUGAGCAGCAGUCAUGGAUCUGGUGCUGCAAAGUAAAGCCAGAUCAGAAUUUUGUGGCUGUCGGAUGUCAAGAUGGGACUAUCGCAUAUUAUCAAUUACUCUUUAGUACAGUCCAUGGACUUUACCGAGACAGAUACGCUUUUCGAGAGAAUAUGACCGAUGUCAUCAUUCAAAAUUUGACUACAGACCUAAGAGUUCGAAUUAAAUGCCGCGACUUGGUUAAGAAGAUUGCAAUCUACAAGCAAAAGCUCUCGGUUAUUACACUUUCAGAUAAAUUUACAAUUUUUAAACAUUAUAAAGAGGUUCAAUUACCUGAGAAGAUUGUCAUCUACGAAUUGAUUGCUGAUGAUGAAAAUGAUAUGCAGUAUCGCGUAAAAGAAAGAAUCAAUAAGAAAUUUGAUUGCAACUUACUCGUUGUAUGCGCCCGCCAUUUUGUCUUAUGUCAGGAAAAGAGAUUGCAGUGCUAUAAUUUUGCUGGAAUCAAAGAAAGAGAAUGGGUAAUGGAAUCUUUAAUUCGUUACAUUAAAGUCAUAGGCGGACCAACUGGCCGUGAAGUUCUUCUUGUUGGUCUGAAGAACGGCUUGAUUAUGAAAAUUUUUAUCAAUAAUCCAUUUCCACUUACUGCCUUAAAGCAGCAAACUUCUGUCCGAUGUUUGGAUAUUAGUCCAAUGCAUACUAAAUUAGCCGUGGUGGAUGAGCACAGCACUUGUUUAGUAUAUGAUGUAGCAACUAAAGAAUUACUAUAUCAGGAACCUAAUGCGAAUAGUGUGUCGUGGAAUAUACAAAACGAUGAUAUGCUCUGUUUCUCUGGAAAUGGGACGCUAUGUAUUAAAGCUAAUAUAUUUCCUCCUCAUCUACAAAAGUUACAGGGUUUUGUUGUAGGCUUUAAUGGAUCUAAAAUCUACUGCUUACAUAUUUACUCCAUGUCAGCUAUAGAUGUUCCGCAGUCUGCAGCGAUGUACCAAUAUCUAGAAAAGAAAGAUUUCGCGAACGCAUAUAAAGUUGCCUGUUUAGGAGUUACAGAUCCAGACUGGAGAAACUUAGCUAUGGAUGCUAUAGAGUCCCUAAAUUUUGAUAUUGCAAAGAAGUCCUUUAUCCGAAUUCGAGAUUUCUGCUUUCUACAGUUAAUUCAUAAUAUUGAGGAGCGUAAAAAGAGAGGUGAAAAUAAUGACGAUCUAUUUCGUGCCGAUAUUUAUGCCUACCAGGGUAAAUUUCAAGAAGCUGCUCGAUUGUAUAAGAAGACUGGAAAUGAAGAUAAGGCUGUAGAUAUGUUUACUGAUCUUCGGCAAUUCGAACAUGCAAAGGAAUAUGUCGUCCAUACUGAUCCUUUGAACGUGAAGAAGAUCAUGAAAAAGCAGGCUGAAUGGUGCUCAACAACAGAUGAUCCAAAAGCUGCCAGCGAGAUGUAUCUAGCAGCAGGAGAAUAUUGCAAAGCGAUUGAUAUUAUUGGGCAAAAUGGCUGGGGCGAUAAACUUGUAGAAAUCUCUCGGCAACUAAAUAAGGCAGAUGUUGAACCGCUAAAGCUAUGUGCUUCCUACCUCGAAAAGCUAGGACAAGCCGUUUAUGCUGCCGAAGUUCUCAAUAAAAUUGGCGAUUCUAAAGCGCUAGCAAAAUUAUAUAUCGAUUCACGAAAAUGGACGGAGGCUUUUGAAUUAGCUAAAAAUAAUCCGCAACUGAAGGAUGAAAUUUAUGUCCCUUAUGCUACGUGGCUAGCGGAGAAUGAUAAAUUUGAAGAAGCACAGCGGGCAUUUUACGAAGCCGGAAGAAAGAAAGAAGCUUUCAGAGUCUUGGAACAGUUAACUCAUAAUGCUGUCUUAGAAUCGAGAUUCUCCGAUACGGGUUAUUAUUUCUGGCUAUUGGCUUCACAGUGCCUGGAUAUGACGAAGGAUAAUAAACUGAAUGAGAAAAAUAUCCAGUUAUUCGCAACCAAAUUUAAGCAGUACUAUCAAAAAGCUGAAAUGUAUUUCUUGUAUCACAAUAUUCAUCGCUUUAUUGAAGAGCCGUUUACUUCCAUGCAACCAGAAGCAAUCUUUAAUCAAGCUCGUUAUCUACUACAGACUUUUUCGAGUGAUUUACCUGUUGGUAUUUCGCGUGUUUUUACAUUAUUCGCAUUAGCGAAGCAAGGAAGAAAUUUAGCUGCUUAUAAAUUAGCUCGACAUGCCUAUGAUAAAUUGCAAUCCUUAAAAUUACCUCGUGAGCUGCAAGAAAUUGUCGAUUUAGGUAGUGUAACAAUCAGAUCAAAACCCUUUCAAGAUUCUGACGAAUUAUUACCCUUGUGCUACCGUUGUUUUACAACCAAUCCAUUACUCAACAGCAAAGGCAAUCGCUGUAUCAAUUGCCAACAACCUUUUGUCAACUCAUUUAAUACCUUUGAAGUAUUGCCAUUAGUAGAAUUUAUCCUAGAAGAUGGUAUAAGUGAUGAUGAAGCUGUUAAAUAUAUUGAGCAAGAUUUUGGUGUGCGAAAAGAAAAGAAAGGUCGUGAAUGGAAAGAGCAGGAAUCGGAAUGUAUCCAAUCGUUACCAAAAGUGAUAUCAAAUAAUUUUUUUCAUAUUGGAGUAUUACCUGUUCAGACAUUACGCCUUGAUGACAGUGUACAGGAAGAAAUUGGCGACACUUCUGAUCCGUUUUCAACAAAGAUGACAACGUUUGAGCAAGGAGGAUCAGAAUUUGUUGCUAUCCAACUCAAUCAUUCGCAAUUACAAAAAUUAAAUAAGAACGAAGUCAUCAUCCAAAAAUGGCCCUUGCCAUUAAAAUAUCGAUAUUAUAAACUGAUGCUGGAUAGUGUUUCCAUAACUGUUUGUCCAUAUUGUCAACAUAUCUACUUGACGGAAGAUUACGAACUUCUUCAGCUGCAAAAUCAACAGUGCCCAUUUUGCCGUAAAUCAAAUAGCCAGUCAUAA
Messenger RNA from Trichoplax adhaerens, 3684 nucleotides. RefSeq lists its product as uncharacterized. The record is from RefSeq and is a predicted model, not a curated record. The transcript has 41 exons. Gene Ontology annotation, molecular function: protein binding. Gene Ontology annotation, cellular component: non-motile cilium; intraciliary transport particle A. Gene Ontology annotation, biological process: non-motile cilium assembly; intraciliary retrograde transport; protein localization to cilium. Lineage: Eukaryota; Metazoa; Placozoa; Uniplacotomia; Trichoplacea; Trichoplacidae. The coding region runs from base 1 to 3684 and encodes 1227 amino acids.